Miscanthus lutarioriparius is the source of this 471-nucleotide messenger RNA. The record is from the annotation of a GenBank genome assembly. NCBI's taxonomy places the organism in Eukaryota, Viridiplantae, Streptophyta, Magnoliopsida, Poales, Poaceae.
AUGGGCGGGCGUGGAGCUCCGGAGGCGACAAGGAGGCUGGUGGUGGCUGUGGUGGGCGUCGUGGUCGCUGUGGCGGCGGUGCUUUGCCCCACCGCGGCUGGGAAAUUAGGCAAACAAGCCAAGGCGCUGGUGGCCAUCAAGGCGGCGCUGCAUGAUCCCGGCAACGUGCUGUGGGACUGGGACCUCAAGUUCGGCAACGACCCGUGCCACUGGAGCAUGAUCACCUGCCAAAAGGGACAAAUUCAAGAGCUGUCUAUGACGAACAAGAACCUCUCUGGCACACUGUCUCCGGCGGUCGGAAAACUCAGGUUGCUGCGAUAUCUGUUGUUAAGCCAUAAUGCUCUUUCUGGCCCUAUCCCUGACACCGUAGGCAGGAUGAGGCAGCUUGAAGUACUUGACCUGUCAAACAAUCAUUUCAGUGGAAGCAUCCCAAGUACACUGGGUCAUCUGGCCAAACUGCAGUACCUGUAA